Messenger RNA from Recurvomyces mirabilis, 411 nucleotides. RefSeq lists its product as uncharacterized. Gene Ontology annotation, molecular function: oxidoreductase activity. The coding region runs from base 1 to 411 and encodes 136 amino acids. The record is from RefSeq and is a predicted model, not a curated record. NCBI's taxonomy places the organism in Eukaryota, Fungi, Ascomycota, Dothideomycetes, Mycosphaerellales, Teratosphaeriaceae. The transcript has 3 exons.
AUGGUCCUCGAAGCCGGAUACCCAAACACAACAGGCUUCCGCAAAGUAACCAAAGCCACCAUCCUUGUGAAGAAGAAACCGGGCAUGAGCGAUGCCGAUUUCAUCGAGCACUACAAUCACAAGCAUGCCCAGAUGGCGGCGCCCGUGCUGGAAAAGCAUAACGUGAUUACCUACAGCUUGACGUACUGCCUACAACGGGAUCGGACGAUUUUGGCGGAUAUGUUGCAUGGGAAGGCGAACAUGUUGGAUUAUGAUGCCAUUUGUACAUUUGUGUUUAAGGAUUACAAGGACUUUGCACGAUUUGUGAGUACGAUCUCCCGACGACAGAUAGACUUUGAUCCUGGCGAGAAGCGGAACGAAUCGUUCAGAUCCGAUUUACCAACCAACGAGGUUUUGGAGAUGUCGGUCUAA